CGUUCCCCACAGCAGCUCCUCGCCACUUCCUGUGCUGUUUGACGAGCAGAAGAAGGGCAGGUGUUUGGGCGGCGUGAGAAAGAGAGUUCGGGAUGGCACUGUGGUGGGCAUCAUGUCUGCUGGUCCUUGCGUUCUCGCCCGCAGAGGCUGUGACAUUGUAUGACCCCUGGCUGUGCUACAUCCUGGAUGGCUUCCUGGGUCUGUACGGCCUGGUCAUCACCGCCAUGUUCAUCAAGGAGAAGUUCUUCAAAACUAAGUUGGACGCCAGCUACACGGUCGGAAAAGGCAAAAAGGCUGAGGGGGACCAGAAGGUGGCGGGCGACCUGGAAAGGGGACGAAACCGCUGGUUGAAGGACAACGCAACAUACACGGACUGGAACAAACAAACAGAUGGCGAAUACAGAGAACUUCCUGUUCAAAGAGAACGACCCAGAAGGACCGAGCUGGUUUACCAGGGUCUCAGCGCGGCAACCAGAGACACGUAUGACGCCCUACAGAUGCAGCCACUUCCUGUACGCUCAACAGACUGACAGACAGUUGCGCAAUCAACUCCUUCUCAUGCCUUGUCAGUGCUUUUAUGCUUUUUAAUACAAUUCAUUCAGCAAAAUCAUUCAUAUGAAUUAUAUCCUGACAUAAACGUCAUCAGUUUUACACAUGGCGGCGGUGUAUUUGGUACUUGGGCCAUCAGUGGGGACUCAAACGAACUAAUCCACUUCUUAAUACUGCCACUGUCACAUCAUAAUCAUACAAACCAUCAAUAUACCUCAACAUGUGGUAUUACAGUGGUCUCAUUGAGUCCAUGAUACACACAAUUCACAAUGGAAUACAUCACGUAGUACAAUCACAUAGAUCACGUAGUACAAUGCAGUGUGGCAUGUCCAUAAGAAGUAGGAAGACGUGUCAUUGAUUCAUCCUACCCUCCAUCCUUUUCACGUAUCGUGAAGAUGUAUUUAGUAGUUAUUACCUCAUAUCUCCGCAUAAUAAGGUAACACCAGAGAGCAAUAACGAGGAUGGAGGGAUCCCCCAAAAUGGAUUUUCAUUCACCCUUUCAACCAUCCAUUGGAAUUUGGGCUCUCGUAUACUUUCUGCUGGUACUACAUAACAUUAUUUUACUUUUACUUCGGUUCAAGGUUCAUGGUAAUGGUAAUGGUAAUGGUAAUGGUAAUGGUAAUGGUAAUGGUAAUGGUCAUGGUAAUGGUAAUGGUAAUGGUAAUGGUAAUGGUAAUGGUAAUGGUAAUGGUAAUGGUAAUGCUUUUAUUUCAUUUGAACAUGCAUCAGAUUCCAAUUGAGUGCAUCCCAUAAUCAGUUCCCAGUUCCACAUGUCCAAAAGGAGUAGGAAGAAGCAAAGCUUAUUAAAUCCUACCCCUCCAUCUGGUACUUUUACAAUCACUAACUCUUACAUUUGUUCACUUCCUGCUUUCCUAAUAUAGUUGAAGUUUUUAUUUUUUAUAUUUUUUAUUAUGUCAUGUAUUUUGUCAUGUACCGAAGUAGGAGGUGAUAAUGGAUAAUCUAUCCUUCUAGUCGAGCCCUUUCAUUGGUAUCUUUCCCAAUCGGGUCUUGGGUGCCAUCCCAAAAACAAAAAGCAGAAGUAUCAUCUGCCAAUAAUGUCAGCUUUAUAUAUUUUGUCACUUUAAAGGAUGGCAUUAAUAUACAGGUUGAACAGUUUUGGUCCCAGUAUUGACCCCUGGGGUACUCCACAUGUAAUAAUGAAACUUGCAGAUGUCUGGAUCUGGAUCUGGAUCUGUAUUCGGAGUGGGCGUGGUUUAACCGGAAAUGUGUGUUUUGUUUCUUUCAACGUGUUACAUUCUGCAUUUUACUAUUAUUAUUAACGUUCCCACUACACUUAUUUUAUGACAAAAAUGGUAAAGUGGUACAUGUUAAACACAGUAAUUGCUUAAACGUGGAGAGGGGGAUUAAGUAAAUAAACUGCUUCUUUCUACUCCUUGUCGACGAAUCAUGCAAAUGUAACCAUGACAUGGACUUCUACGUUCGAAAUUAACGAAAUCAGAGACAUUUUACUUAGCACGAUUCGCUUGGGAAUACAGUAUGUAUGAAUAAACCCAUCUUUUUUAACCCUUUCAAAG
This is a messenger RNA of Doryrhamphus excisus (bluestripe pipefish), 2084 nucleotides long. RefSeq names its product CD247 molecule (gene cd247). The record is from RefSeq and is a predicted model, not a curated record. NCBI's taxonomy places the organism in Eukaryota, Metazoa, Chordata, Actinopteri, Syngnathiformes, Syngnathidae.